GCUACUACGUUUAACUCCUUAUCAGUCUAGGAACUGCGCCCGUUGCGAACAGAACCCAGUGUGUGUAAUUAUUGAAAACAGAGUAUUUCUUCCUGAUUAGCCUCUAGGAUGAUGGUUAAGCUACUGGUGGCCUUGGUGGUUCUUCUCGCCGGAAUCGUGAUCGGUGCCAAGGACUGCCUGAACAAGUCGCCGUUCCAGUUCCACGAGUUGAAGCAGCCGGUCCACUCGGGCAGGGUCUCGGCCACGCUGGAAGCGGUCUUCAACCGGAAGGGCUUCAACUAUACGGUGCUCGAGGGACACACUUGCCGCAAUACGAGCGGAACCGUGUUCUGGUACCACGUGAUCCUGGACGGUGAGGACGAUGGAAGGUCGGAGGUUUCCGUGCUGGAGCAACGCAAUGGGGUCAAACGGGUCCGCGUGGACUACCUGGUGCGGGAGAAUGGCCAACAGAACUACGUGUACCGCUGGAAGGUGGCUCUAAUAAAGUGACACUGCGGGGGUGAAAAGUUACACCUGGAUGUAGUA
Messenger RNA from Culex pipiens pallens (northern house mosquito), 525 nucleotides. RefSeq lists its product as uncharacterized. The coding region runs from base 109 to 489 and encodes 126 amino acids. NCBI's taxonomy places the organism in Eukaryota, Metazoa, Arthropoda, Insecta, Diptera, Culicidae. The record is from RefSeq and is a predicted model, not a curated record. The transcript is spliced from 2 exons.